AUGUUUCUAAAACUCUUUCUGUGCGUCGUGCUAUUGCAAAUAGCUUAUGGCCAAAAUACUAUCGAGAACUUUAUACUGUUCGAUGCAUCUAAUGGGGAUGCAACUAUGCCACGUCCGUUAGAUUCUGUAACAGGACCAAUCAGUAUCAACGUUCGCUUUCCAUUCUUUGGCAAAUGGUACAAUGUCAUCCGAGUAUACAGUCAUGGUUUGAUUCUUUUUGGAAAUGUUACCUAUGCUUUACCGCAUAAUCCACCUGGUCCUUUUCCAUUGAAAGAUUUCGUAUGUGCUGCACCAUAUUGGGCAGAUACAGAUCUUACAAAAGAUUCAUUUAGCAACAUCUUCUAUCGAGAAAUUCUGGAUGAGAGUACAUUGACUCAAAUUUCAUCUAUGAUUAAAAAUGGAUAUCCUCUACUGUCGGCUAGUCGAGUGUUAUGGGCUUUCGUCGUGACGUGGUAUCGAGUCGCUGGUCAUACCGGAGAUCCCGGUCGAAACACAUUUCAAGCGAUCAUCGCAACCAACGGAAUCUAUUCAUUCACUAUUUUUACGUACAAUCAAAUUCAAUGGGCCGCUGGAGCGUGGGGUGGUUAUCCUCAAGUGGGUUUCAAUGCAGGUGAUCAACUCAAUUAUUUUACUGUAGAAGACUCGUUUUCAGCUGACAUUGUCCAUAUUACACAACAAUCCAAUGUUGGUAUUCCCGGUCAAUUUAUCUUUCUUACGAAUGGUAACAUUAGCAAGGUAGAAUGCAAUACAACUCAAGGUUUACAAAGUUCCCCAUUUCGUGGUUCUAUGCAUGGUGGUUAUCAAUUCCGACUCUUUGGAGUUUGUUUUCCUGAUAAACGUUACAUUGUGGAAGUCAAUGGUCAACCGCUCGACGACUGUCAAGUCACAUCAGUUUUUAUCACAUGCACAAUGCCAAUGGUAUCUGAAGGUCGACUUCAAAUCGAAGUCCUUCGGUCUGAUCGACAAUCAAUCGGACAUACAGACUUUUUAUCCUUCAUGCCAGAAAUGAAUGGUGAUGUGAUUCUCUUCAAUCAUGGUGAUUUGAUUAAUAAACCUCGAACGAUUCAAGAUCGCCGUUUCGAUUUACAGUUUCUCAAAAACAAUCUUACAACACAUAAUUUGUUUCGACUUGUUAUCUACGAUUACAGUACACAAUAUAUCGCUAGUAGCAAUGAAUUUUAUAAUUUAUCUACACAACGCAUCGAUCUUCCACUUGGUUUACUGAACCUUUCCAGUUUGAACAAUUUGACGGUCAAUUUUCAAUCGAUAUUUCCUAUCACUGGUGUUCCUGCCGAUCAAGUUCAUUUGUUAGAUUUUUCAUUCGAACUUAUUCGGCCAAACACAACUACAACAGAAGCAUACACAUGGAAAGGCGCACAAAAAUUCAUCACACGCACAUUUAUUGUCCCGUAUGCAAUGCUGACGUCGUAUUGUUCAACCUGGGUCACUCUACAAUCCGAUGCAAUCACACGGAAUGUAACAAGUCGUGUUCCUUCAUGUCCAUGUCGAGUGCUGAAUACAUGGGCUGACGAACAGUUUGGAUUUAGUGCUGAUCCUGUCUGUCAUGGUCGCAAGUCAGGUCCAUGGAAUUGUCAAUACAAUAAACCUCGAGGUCGAGCAUGUUACCGAAGAAAAUCGCUCAACAGUGACGGCGGUGCGCAUUGUUGCUAUGAUACUGCUGGUAUUCUUAUUUCCGAUAUACGACAAGGUAGUGGUUCAGUGAAGGCGCAUUUUCCAGACACGAUGAAAGCACUGUCGACAUAUCAACAUUUCUUUACUGAUUUUCUGCCUUACUUUUCAUGCUGCGGUAUCGCAACUGAAGUACUUGCGACAUGUUCUCAAUACACGAAAUAUCGACCUGCUGGCUCGUGCGUCAAUCUUCUGCCCAUACCACCUACUGGCGGACGUGGUGAUCCACAUUUCUCUACCUUGAAUGGCAAGUCUUACACAUUCAAUGGACACGGUGAAUACACAUUGGUUAAAAGCUCCGACAACACAUUUCAUGUUCAAGUACGACUUGCUCGAUUAACCAAUGAAACAACAAGUUCGAUGUCAGCAUCAUCAUCCAUGGACAGCGCAACAGCUAUCGUAGCAUUUGUUAUUCACAAUGAUGAUCAACCACGCGUCCAAUUUGAAUUACUUCCUGCAUUGAAAUCAAUGGAAAUUCAUGUUAAUGGAAAAUUAAUCGAAUUUACACCACUAACCAGCGAAGAAGAACUUCAGUCGUCAUCAUUGAUCUAUGCCGAUGAUCGACAAUUGGUUAUUCGACAGCGUGACAUCAAUAGUUAUAGUAUUUCCUACGGCGAAAGUGAAAUACAAUUCAUCGCUCAUGUUCGACCACAAUAUGAUUUUCUCGAUUUGUCUUCGAUCAUUCCCAAGACAUUCAAACAGAACAGCGUAUUUCAAGGUAUACUUGGUGGUUUCACUGGUUUAACAUAUUCGAAUGGAACGAACGUAUCAGCCAGUUUCAAUGAUGACAGAGCACUCUUCGACUAUGGAGAAUCAUGGCGAACGACCAAUGAGUCUUCACUCUUCUACUAUCGUUUGCAAGACAGUCAUGCUGAACAUCAAGAUUUAACCUAUCGUCCGAUGUUUCAAGAAGAUUUGUUCGAGAAAUAUGCUAGUACCGAACGGUAUCGGCUGGCCGCGGAAGCUUGUCGCAAUCUGACUCAUGAACAACAAUGCAUUUAUGAUAUUUUAAUUACCAAUGAUGUGACUAUUGUUCAAAUGCAAGAAAAAUAUGAAGCCGAGGUACAUGUGUUGGAUGACUAUGUCGAAUUAGUUACAACUGACAUUGAGAAUGAUGCCAAAACAACAACUACAAUGGAAAGUCCACUCACACAAAAACCAUUGAAUUCUGGUAUGCGAUUUUCCAUCAAUAGUAUUUGGAUGAUCGUCUUUAUGGCAUUACUUGCAUAA
Adineta ricciae is the source of this 2919-nucleotide messenger RNA. NCBI's taxonomy places the organism in Eukaryota, Metazoa, Rotifera, Eurotatoria, Adinetida, Adinetidae. The record is from the annotation of a GenBank genome assembly.